Messenger RNA from Mugil cephalus (flathead mullet), 1614 nucleotides. RefSeq names its product ferredoxin 2 (gene fdx2). The coding region runs from base 21 to 611 and encodes 196 amino acids. Gene Ontology annotation, biological process: positive regulation of oxidoreductase activity; P450-containing electron transport chain. Gene Ontology annotation, cellular component: mitochondrion. The transcript is spliced from 5 exons. Gene Ontology annotation, molecular function: 2 iron, 2 sulfur cluster binding. Lineage: Eukaryota; Metazoa; Chordata; Actinopteri; Mugiliformes; Mugilidae. The record is from RefSeq and is a predicted model, not a curated record.
CACGUGAUAAAAAUAGAGUAAUGGCGGCGUCCGCUGCAGCCCGGUCGAGCGUGGGGCUGACUUUGAGAUUUUUGAGAGUUAUACCGGACUGUAGUACAUGUCCACUGUACAGGUUUAAGAGCUGUGUAAACAGUGUUGCUAACAUACCAAGGAGAGGCUCCUUUGAUAGUUUUCGAACGAUAAAUCGACAUUUACAGACGAGUAUAGGUCUUUACCGCGGUGAGGAGGGAAACACCAAUGCAGAGGACCGAGAGGAUGUGGUCAAUGUGGUGUAUAUUGAUCGGUCAGGCCAGAGGAUCCCAGUUAAGGCCAAAGUGGGAGACAAUGUCCUGUAUUUGGCUCACAAACAUGGAAUUGAACUGGAAGGAGCCUGUGAGGCCUCAUUGGCCUGCUCAACAUGUCAUGUCUAUGUGAGUGCUGCACAUUUUGACAAACUGCCAGAGCCUGAAGAGAGGGAGGAUGACAUGCUUGACAUGGCACCUAUGCUUCAGGAGAACUCCCGGCUGGGAUGUCAGAUCAUUCUCACUGCAGAGCUCAAUGGUAUUGAGCUCACUCUGCCCAAAGUCACCAGGAACUUCUAUGUGGAUGGCCAUGUUCCCAAACCCCACUGAGAAUAGGAACCCGAGAAAAAGAAAAACAAGGUGGUGUCAUUGUGAACUAGACACCGUGCGUGCUGGUUGAGUGAGGGGCGUGGACCAUGAAGACAUACAUGGCUAGGAUAGUAAAUCCUGUAGCAACUCCCAAAACGUCUUGCCAGCUGAAUAAUUCCACAUUCCAAUGACAUUACAGGCUUGCAGAUGAGAUGAGGCAGUCACGCACUACACUGGAGGUGAUAUUAAUGGUUACUACAUAACUGUGAUGGUUUAACUGAUCAUAUAUUUAUUUAUGUGGAGUGUUCUCAGACCAUCUUUAAGAUACCAUUCAAUCUCACAAACUAUUGUUGACACACCAGAGAAUUGAAGAUACGUUGCUAUGCAGUUUUUCUUUUUUUAACAAAACCAAUGGUUGUGCUAUUGAAUGGAACAUUCCUUGUUACAGCUCAUAUACGCAAGUAUACAAGUAUAAGUAUCACAAAAUGAUGUUGAUCAUUUCGGCCAGUCCAUAGUUAUUGCACUGACUCACUGGUCGGCGAUUGUAUGCAUAGCAUUUACAUUUUUAUGAACCAUUUCAACUUGUAGAUGUGUUUCUAAGAAUUCGGACUAUAGUCGUAAACCUCAGAGAAGUUUUAUUCUCACAAAAUAGCCAUAUAUUAAAUGUAUCCGCCUGAAGCUUUUGACAAGGCGUGUGUACUCACUAGAAACAUUUCGGAAUAUUCAGCUGAUUUGUGUAUUGAAGGAAAAUGGCAUUUAAACGCACAUCCUCACUGGUGUCAGUGAAUCAGACUUGAUUAAAUGAUCCUGUUCAGGUGCACUCGAACCCAGAACAGAAGGGAGAUAGGUCAGUUUGAGGAUAUAUAUUACCAUAGGAUAAGGAUUUAAGGAUUAAAUUAUCUACUCUUUAUUCAUGUCCACUGUACUUUUCCAACAAGCGCACAAAUAUAAGUGAAUUAUGUAUAUUAUGUCUUAUGAAAUGCAAAUAUUUAAAAUUGUGCAAUAAAAUCAGUUUUAAAUAAGA